AGAUGUAAAAAAAACUCAAAAUCUCUUAUAUUAUAGGAUGGAGGGAGUACAAACUUGAAAUUUUAGAUUCAUUUAUUUUUCUAAAAAAAACUUUUAUAUAAAAAGUAUUUUGUAUAAAUCGCAUCAUUUAAUACUUUAGAAGAUGUGGUUACGAUGAAUGGGGGAAUCAUAGCUAGGGAGUAGCUUAGCCGAGCCGUACAAACAACCAGCGUGAGAGAACGAGCAACCUGGCACCAACGGCGAUCGAACCGCGGCCGCACGUACGGCGAAAAUGUCAGCGGCGCGGCCCGCAUGGGCCACCACGGCGUGGGCGCGAGCCGCGAGGUUGGCUUGCCGAGAGGCGCAAGGAGGCGCUGGCCUUGGCGACGACGAUGACGACGAGGACGCCGUGGCGCACUCAACCGCGCAGGCGAUCGAGGUCAAGCACCACCCGCCCACGCCCACGCGCGCGCACGCACAGUACAGUAGUCGCGCACACAUCGCCCAUGUGUGCGGUGGUCGGAGCCGUCACGCAAGCGAUCUCGCGGGCACGCACAUGCGGCGCGGGGCACACAGGUUUGCCGUCGCGGCAAGCGGAAGAAGGUCGCGCCGGGGCAGGGUCAGGUGAAGGUCAGGUCGGCCGCUGCUGUCGCGGUAGCCCGCCCGGCCCCGACAGAGCACGGCGCUUGCCGAUACACUUCCGCUACUCCCGAUGGGGACGCCAUGCUUUGUCCUUGGUGUCACCACACUGUCCCUCCUUGGUGCGAGAUAGGGUAGGAGUACUACAAUACGGGAGUCGCGUGCUUGCUCGGAUUCUCGAACGUACUAGGGCUACAGUAUCUUUUUACACGCAUCCGGUGCCAGCGAGGAGGGCUCGGUGCAUCUCACACCGUUGGAUCCGAUACGAUCGUACUGCCUGCCAGGCUGCCACUGGCCAGUGCAUCGUCUACAUACAACGGCUGUGUACGGGCUCCAUCUCAAAAUACAACAAUAUAAGAUUAGAUGAGACAUUUCCUAGUCCUAUAGCUCGUCCAUAUUUAUGGUACUAAGAAUUAUCUCAUCUGAUUUUAUAUUCUUAUAUUUUAGGAUGGAGGGAGUAGUAGUUCUUCAGAAUGUGUUUGUUUUAGCUUUCUCCAGAAGCCGGGUAAUCAAUAUUUAGCCUGUUAUAAAAAAGAAAACUAGUUCUUGUUCGCUUUGCUCUGCGUUCUGCACUGGGCCGUUGGCUAGUAGGGCCGCAACUUCCACUACAACAAUUAGGCCCAGGAUACGCCCAUCAGCUCAGAGCCUGAGAAGUGAGAACCAAGUUAGCAGUUGGCAGUUGAUUGGCACGUCGGUCAAACGAGGCAACCAAUCGCCGAGUCAUACUAGACAUGCAAGAAUGCAAGAUUGCAGCUACGCCAAUGCGGCCCACGUAGUCGCAAUCUCCACUAUUCCCUCCCUGGCUGAAGACUCCAAAACCGCCGCCGCCUCCUCCUCCUGGGACCUGGGCUCCUGGCUUGCCGCUCGACCAUCCGCGCUCUUUACCUGCUAUUAAUUCGCUCUCCGCCCUCUGCAUUGCACCAUCUCGCGAUCGGUAAUGACGACGACGAACCACCUCGUCUCCCCCGCGCUGCUGCUGCUUCUCGCCCUCCUCGGCGCAUCGGUCCGGCGUGCCGGCGCCACCACCUUCGAGGUCGGUGGGGAACACGGCUGGGCCGUGCCGCCGGCCAAAGACGCCGGCGUGUACAACGACUGGGCGUCCAAGAACCGCUUCCUCGUCGGCGACAGCGUCCAUUUCAAGUACGCGAAGGACUCGGUGAUGGUAGUGACGGAAGACGACUACAACAAGUGCAAGGCGGAGCACCCGAUCUUCUUCUCCAACAACGGCGACACGGAGGUGGGGCUGGACCGGCAGGGCCUCUUCUACUUCAUCAGCGGCGUCGCCGGCCACUGCGAGCGUGGGCAGAGGAUGGUCAUCAAGGUCAUCGGCCACGACGCGCCUCCGCCGGCCAGCCCGCCGCCGCCGCCGUCGAACGCUCCCCCUACACCGCCUCACCCCAGCGGCGCCGCCUCCGCGCUAGGCGCCGGCGGACUCGCCGUCGCGGCCAUGCUGCUGCCGGUCUUCGUGUACGGUGUCUGAUGGUCACCGUAGCUGCAUGCACCUGCGUGCAUGCCCGAUCGAAUUGAUAUCGUCUUGUAGAUUGUCAGGUCUUUGCGAGUGUUAUGCUUAGUGAUUUUUGACGUGCUCGUUCAUUGCAAUCUCGUGUAAUUCUUACUUAGAUUUUUUUUUUGUAUUUGGAAUUGACUUUGGAUAAUUUAUUUGUGACUUUGCUGAAUGUUGCAUCCCAAACCUUCAGUUUGCA
Messenger RNA from Oryza sativa Japonica Group (Japanese rice), 2321 nucleotides. Its product is annotated as early nodulin-like protein 6. Lineage: Eukaryota; Viridiplantae; Streptophyta; Magnoliopsida; Poales; Poaceae. Gene Ontology annotation, molecular function: electron transfer activity. Gene Ontology annotation, cellular component: plasma membrane. The record is from RefSeq and is a predicted model, not a curated record.